This is a messenger RNA of Symsagittifera roscoffensis, 1791 nucleotides long. Its product is annotated as splicing factor 1-like. NCBI's taxonomy places the organism in Eukaryota, Metazoa, Xenacoelomorpha, Acoela, Convolutidae. Gene Ontology annotation, molecular function: pseudouridine synthase activity; zinc ion binding; mRNA binding. The record is from RefSeq and is a predicted model, not a curated record. The coding region runs from base 38 to 1582 and encodes 514 amino acids. Gene Ontology annotation, biological process: regulation of mRNA splicing, via spliceosome; tRNA pseudouridine synthesis; mRNA pseudouridine synthesis. The transcript has 15 exons. Gene Ontology annotation, cellular component: cytoplasm; nucleus.
AACUUAUUAAAUAGAUGUGGAUGUGACAGAGUGUCGCAUGCUGAAUAUCUUUUGCAAUUCACUGGGACUGCUCCGCCAUUUUCGCUUUCUGAGCAAGAUGUCCUCUCCUCUUUACUCUUCUUCUGUUCCGUUGCUGGACGACACAAAAGAGUUGUGCAAACUCACGAAGCAGGGUUUGAUUUCGAGGGUGUUGCAGCUGCAGGAUCACAUUGAGAGUUCAUCUGGGUCAAAGAGCCACCAGGCCAGUAUGAAGCGGAAAGUCGCACCGGCCAGACCAUUCUCAUUCGCGAAGUGUGGUAAAAGAAGAGUCGCUCUAAAGUUCGCGUACUUAGGGUGUGACUACGACGGAUUCGCUUGUCAAACAACCACUGAAAAAACUAUCGAGCACCAUGUUCUGGAGGCCUUGAAGAGAACUAGACUGAUACCCGAAAAUGAAAACUGUUUCUACAGCAAGGCUGGCAGAACCGACAAAGGCGUGAGUGCCCUAGAACAAGUCAUAUCUUUAAACAUCAGAAGCAACUUGAUCAACGUCGGAAGUUCUUAUGGUGAAUCGAACUCGGAUUCGGCUGCAAAAGAUAACAUCGAUCGUCAAAUUGUUCAAGAAAAUGGCGGACAUCUGACAGAUACAAAUAUAGCAUUAAAAGAUUUCAUCGAGCCAAUGCAGACAGAUACAGAUGAAGAAACGAGCGAGUUUAACAAGGAACUGAAGCAUGUUUUUGUGGACAGAAUCCCGCUUCCUGAUUGGUCAGAAAUAGACGAGAACUGUCCAAUAGAAGGAGAGAUCAGUUAUUUGAAUAUUCUGAACCGGAACACGCCAUCUGAUAUCAUGUUUUAUGCAUGGGCUCCGGUUCCGAAGGAUUUCACUGCUAGAUUCCAUUGUUCAUACAGACAGUACAAGUAUUUCUUCCCGAAGUGUCAACUAGACCUAGAGCUGAUGAGGGAAGCUGCCUCGCUUUUGGUCGGGAAGAACAACUAUCAAAACUUCUGUAAAAUUGACAGAACUAGGCAGCAGAUGUUUGAAAGGUCAAUUUGGGAAGUUAACAUUGAAGAAGUGCAAAAGAACAGUGAAAAUGACUCGCUGACCAAGUGUUGUUUCACUGUGAAGGCCGAGGGAUUUCUCUACCACCAAGUCAGGUACAUGAUGAGUGUCCUGUUCAGUGUCGGACUCAAACAGGAAGCGCCACAUGUGGUUUCCGAUCUCCUAAAUUUGGAUGUAAUCCCUGAGAAACCGCAAUACAUGAUGGCUUCAGAAUUGCCUCUGAUAUUACACGAGACCGGGUUUCCCAAUGUCAAAUGGAUCCAUGAUGAAGAUGUGUUGGUUUUUCUGCUGAAAAGUGGUCGCAAAAUGUGGACUGAUAACUUCACUAAGCAGAGUUUGACCGAGACAAUUAUUGAAAAGCUUACUUCAAUUUCAAAUGUCACAAGCUCCAAAGAUCUUGCCCUGGAGCAAAGCGGAGUGUUCUCUUUAACGCACUCGAAGGGAGCGUAUGUUCCGAUCAAAAGCAGACAAACUCGAAAAAAUGUAGCUGCAAAUGUUUCUAAGAAGAAUAGAAAACGAAGCCGAUCACAAUCCAAAGACUGAAUAAAAAUUUCUAGUUGCUCUAUGAAGAGAACAAGUUGUUUCGACCGUUUUUAUGUAGCAAAAGAAAACUGCAAAUAUGCCCGGAUUGGAUUGUUUAUUGAUUAUUUUCUGGGUUAAAUUGAAUCCAAGUGUGGAAUAUUAGCAACGUCUAAUGAAUGAGUCGAUAUAGUUGGAAGUAGUACUACAACAAAAACGGCCAAAAAAUUGAA